AUGGAUAAUCCUGACGCCAUGGCGAGCCCUGGAACGACCGUCCGCGGCGCAACCUCGGGCGCCCCGGAUAUCUGGGGACGUCCCAUUGAUCGUACUUACUUAUCUGCAAAUCAAUCUGACCGUGGCCGGAUUGAUCCACGUGAGCCCGGAUACAUUCGUGAGUCGGAGUAUCGCAACGAUGUCCGCGGCCCCGGUCGUGCGCGCAAUCGUCGUGGCUCCGCAUACUACCAAGACCUUGACCUCAAUGGAGGACAAACCGAUCGAAACUGGUAUCGUCGUCGUCUUCGGUCUUCCAAUUCCAACAGUGGUCGAGGACAGGAGCUCGGCAAUCGCCGAGGCAGGAAGGGAGUCGGUAGAAAUGAACAACGACGUUGUUUUAUCUGCGACACACCCGGUCAUGUCGCACGUCACCAUAAUGCCUGGGCACUCUCGAAUCAGGGACACGCCGCCGGCAGCAUUGGCAUGACUGAUCCUGUAGUUCUCUCGAUCAACUCUGAAGCUCAUAUGAGCAUCCUGCCACAUACCAUCGCACCGCGCACCUCCCAGCAGCAGGAACAAACUCCCGUCGAUAUUACCGCUCUUAUUGCUGCGUGGGAGCAAUACUUGGCUCCGGGUUUGACCGAAGUGGAAGAUGCUUUGACUGCACUUCAAACAACUGCCGUCAGAAUGGGAGUUACGGCUCCUCACGCUGAGAUCUCGGGAAUGGUCUCGUUGUGGGACAGACUGAUCAACCCUGGACGAAUUCGUAUGGAGAGCUCUCUGGCCGCCAUGUGCGCCAACGCGGAAGGUGCUCAACAGGAAGGUUGUGCCAAUUCUUCUACCACCUCUGCUCCGGGCAACCAGGAAGAGCCAAGCUCUGAUGCUGCUGAGCUCAUGGACACGACGUCCGGUGCUGCGGACGGCUCGACUGGUCUCAUCGAUGAGUACGACUUCAACACCUACUGA
Messenger RNA from Penicillium nucicola, 945 nucleotides. RefSeq lists its product as uncharacterized. The transcript has 4 exons. NCBI's taxonomy places the organism in Eukaryota, Fungi, Ascomycota, Eurotiomycetes, Eurotiales, Aspergillaceae. Bases 1 to 945 code for a protein of 314 amino acids. The record is from RefSeq and is a predicted model, not a curated record.